Molecule: messenger RNA, 1338 nt
Organism: Planococcus citri (citrus mealybug)
Lineage: Eukaryota; Metazoa; Arthropoda; Insecta; Hemiptera; Pseudococcidae
Exons: 5
Coding region: 224-1186 (320 amino acids)
Biological process (GO): membrane organization
Cellular component (GO): membrane
Molecular function (GO): ATPase activator activity
Source: RefSeq, a predicted model, not a curated record
UUUCUUUUUUCCUCAAAAAUAUGUAAAUUCAGUGAUAAGAUUCGCCGCUUUGAAGAAAUAAUCACAGUACAGUUGAUAACUCGUUUCGUUCUGUUUGGGAAUGUGAUUCAAAAGUGUGAGUCCGCCGGAAUAAUUUUUGAUAAAAUGGUGUGUUAGCAGUAGAAUGUCAGUUAGUUUAAAUAUUCAUCUUGUUAACAUUGUUGUAAGAGAAUUGUAACCUAACAUGUCUGCUCGAUGUGCCUUGAACGAGUAUCCAGAGUUGCCUGAUGCAAUCGAAAGUAUUUCAACUCAAGAUGAAAAUUCCGACGAAGAAGCUGGUGAAGAAUUCAUAACACACCGGUCUAGUCCAACGACACAUCAACGAACUCCAAGUUCUGCUACUCAUUCACCGAUUCGGAAACCUCAAUCUGAAGAUACUCAAGAAACGAAUGGCGUAUCUGUGCUGUUCCUUUUUAUCAUGUUUUUGGCUCCAAUCUUGGCUACGAUUUCAUAUCGUAUGUACAAUCGAGAAACGGCCCCUGUUACCUCUAAAGCGGAAUGGAAAGAUAUAGUUACCAAAUUACAACCUCAUCUGAUGGAGAAGCGUAAUAAAUUUCCAUCUCAGAAAGAAGAUAUAUGGUUUCAAAUUUCGAGUGGUUUGAAAGGGUUAUCAAAUGAUCCAAAAAACCCAGCUGUAUACUUGUUAACUUACGAUGAAAAUUCAAUGCAUCCAUCUUCUUGUAUUGUGGAAGUUAUUACGACCGCAGCAAAUAGUUUUAUGCUGGAGAAAAACGGCUGGAGUUUCCUGAACGGUUCGUUGCUGACCGAUUCGCAAAUCAACGACCCCGGCGAAUUAAUCGAUAAGAUUGCCAACACGAUCGAAAAACAUAAAAUUAUGGUUGUCACCGAUGUACAACAUAUUCCUGCGAAGUUAGCUCAAGGAUUUCAUUUCUUGGUCGAUGAAUACAAUCCGGUGAUUAGAGAAGCUGUAUAUGUUCUCACGUUGAAGAUACCUUCGCAUUUGAAAAGCAGUAAACCCGUCGAAGCAGCUGAAAAUGCCUUGAAAGAGAGUUGGAAAGAGUUAAAGAAUGAUUUAUUAUUGCCUUUGAUUACUCGUGUGACUAAUCAAGUUUUGCCAGUUGUGGCUGAAAAUAGUGAGAUAAGUUGCCCGCUAAUUACUAGCGUUACUACUGAAAUUUUUAUAUGAGUUUUAAUUGUAUUUUUUGCCUUUUCCUCAGUAUAAGCAUGAUGAUGGUGUUCAUCUUAUUCCUGUAUUUUAGAAUUCUUUGCUCUAAGAACUUCUUUUAUUAUUGUUUUAAGCUUAUAAUUUUUUGUAUAUUAUACAAUUUUUUAAAUUUA